This is a messenger RNA of Labeo rohita (rohu), 2771 nucleotides long. It is a transcript of the gene cpsf2, whose product is annotated as cleavage and polyadenylation specific factor 2. Gene Ontology annotation, cellular component: mRNA cleavage and polyadenylation specificity factor complex. NCBI's taxonomy places the organism in Eukaryota, Metazoa, Chordata, Actinopteri, Cypriniformes, Cyprinidae. Gene Ontology annotation, biological process: mRNA 3'-end processing by stem-loop binding and cleavage. The record is from RefSeq and is a predicted model, not a curated record. Gene Ontology annotation, molecular function: RNA binding.
GUAAUGGCUGCUGCUCUCAUGCCGCCGAUCUGAAACAUUACUAUGAAUUUAAGAUGAUUUUUCAGCGAUUUCCACCACUUAUUAUUGACCAAACCUGCUGAGAUCAAAAGUGACAUAACGAGAUACGGACGGCAGAAUGACGUCCAUCAUCAAGCUGACGGCCCUUUCCGGAGUCCAGGAGGAAUCGGCUCUAUGUUACCUGUUACAGGUAGACGAGUUCCGAUUCCUGCUCGAUUGCGGCUGGGAUGAAAGUUUCUCCAUGGACAUCAUAGAUUCCCUGAAGCGGUAUGUCCAUCAGGUGGAUGCAGUGCUGCUCUCUCACCCCGAUCAUCUGCAUUUGGGAGCUUUACCGUACGCUGUGGGUAAACUAGGGCUCAACUGCACCAUUUAUGCCACCAUCCCUGUCUACAAGAUGGGCCAGAUGUUCAUGUACGAUCUCUAUCAGUCUCGACACAACACAGAAGAUUUCUCUCUGUUCACACUGGAUGACGUCGAUUCAGCUUUUGACAAAAUCCAGCAGCUGAAAUACUCUCAGAUCGUCAACCUGAAAGGAAAAGGUCACGGUCUGUCCAUCACCCCACUUCCUGCGGGUCACAUGAUCGGUGGCACUAUAUGGAAAAUAGUGAAGGACGGAGAGGAAGAGAUCAUCUAUGCUGUGGAUUUCAACCACAAGAGGGAGAUUCAUCUGAACGGCUGCUCUCUGGAGACCAUCAGCAGGCCGUCUCUCCUCAUCACAGAUUCCUUCAACGCCUCGUAUGUGCAGCCUCGCAGGAAACAACGUGAUGAGCAACUGCUGACCAAUGUCAUGGAGACUCUCCGUGGCGAUGGUAAUGUGCUGAUCGCUGUGGAUACGGCGGGACGAGUGCUGGAACUGGCUCAGCUCCUGGAUCAGAUCUGGAGGACCAAAGAUGCAGGAUUGGGCGUUUACUCGCUCGCCCUGCUCAACAACGUCAGCUACAACGUGGUGGAGUUCUCAAAGUCUCAGGUCGAGUGGAUGAGCGAUAAACUGAUGCGAUGCUUCGAGGACAAGCGGAACAACCCUUUCCAGUUCCGCCACCUCUCGCUCUGUCACAGCCUGGCCGAUCUGGCCCGCGUGCCCAGCCCGAAGGUGGUUCUGUGCAGCCAGCCCGAUCUAGAGUCCGGCUUCUCACGGGAGCUCUUCAUACAGUGGUGCCAGGACACCAAGAACUCUGUCAUCCUCACCUACAGGACCACACCAGGAACGCUGUCCCGCUACCUCAUAGACAACCCAGGGGAGAAGAGGAUCGACCUGGAGAUAAGAAAACGUUGUCGACUGGAAGGACGAGAACUAGAGGAAUACAUGGAGAAAGAGAAAAUGAAGAAAGAAGCUGCCAAAAAACUGGAGCAGGCGAAAGAGGUGGACAUGGACUCGAGCGAUGAGAGCGAUAUGGAGGACGAUCUGGAGCAGCCGGCGGUGGUGAAGACCAAACAUCACGACCUGAUGAUGAAGGGCGAGGGCGGGAGGAAGGGCAGCUUCUUCAAACAGGCCAAAAAGUCCUACCCCAUGUUUCCUACACACGAGGAGCGGAUCAAAUGGGACGAGUAUGGAGAAAUCAUCAGGCCUGAGGAGUUUCUGGUUCCUGAGCUCCAGGCCACAGAAGAGGAGAAGAGCAAACUGGAGUCUGGACUGACAAACGGAGAGGAGCCGAUGGAGCAGGACCUGUCCGACGUCCCCACCAAAUGCACCAGCACCACACAAACACUAGAGAUCAGAGCUCGAGUCACAUACAUCGAUUAUGAGGGCCGUUCUGACGGGGACUCUAUUAAGAAGAUCAUAAACCAGAUGAAACCCAGACAGCUAAUCAUCGUUCACGGACCGCCUGAGGCCAGUCAGGACCUGGCCGAUUCCUGCAAGGCCUUCAGCGGGAAAGACAUCAAAGUUUACACGCCAAAACUGCAGGAGACGGUGGACGCCACCAGUGAGACCCACAUUUACCAGGUCAGGCUGAAGGACUCGUUGGUCAGUUCGCUGCAGUUCUGUAAAGCCAAAGACACAGAGCUGGCCUGGAUCGAUGGCGUUCUGGACAUGCGUGUGGAGAAAGUGGACACUGGUGUCAUCCCAGAGAUGGGAGACGCCAAAGAGGAGACAGAGGACGGAGAACCGGCCAUGGACGUCACACCGGAGCUGACGACUGAGCCCAGCGCCGUGGCUAACCAGCGGGCCAUGAAGACUUUGUUUGGAGAGGACGACAGGGAGAUUUCAGAGGAGAGCGACGUCAUUCCCACGUUGGAGCCACUGCCUGCUAAUGAGGUCCCGGGUCAUCAGUCUGUGUUCAUCAACGAGCCUCGCCUGUCGGACUUCAAGCAGGUUUUGCUGCGCGAAGGGAUCCAGGCGGAGUUUGUGGGCGGAGUUCUGGUGUGUAAUAAUCUGGUGGCUGUCAGGAGGACUGAAGCGGGCCGCAUCUGUCUGGAAGGCUGCCAUUGUGAUGACUACUACAGGAUUCGUGAGCUGUUGUAUCAGCAGUACGCUGUAGUUUAGCUCUUCUGUGCUGAACGGAUCUCAAUCAGCUCCAGCGCCUCCUUUCAUUUCCUUUCCUUUUGUAGGUUUUGAGUUGUGUAUAUUUUAUUAUUGUUUCCCCCCACGUUUACAUGGCAGAUGUUCUCUCUGAAAGCAACCCAGAAUGAGAGCAUCUGUCUGGACUGAAGAAGAAUUGUUGCUACAAUGCUUUUGUUCCGAACUGCUGGAUGCAAAGAAACGUUUAAGCCUUUUUUUACCCCUUAUUUUGCUCAGAUAAACCUCAGUUUUCAUA